Messenger RNA from Austrofundulus limnaeus, 865 nucleotides. It is a transcript of the gene ppm1h, whose product is annotated as protein phosphatase, Mg2+/Mn2+ dependent, 1H. Gene Ontology annotation, molecular function: [pyruvate dehydrogenase (acetyl-transferring)]-phosphatase activity. The record is from RefSeq and is a predicted model, not a curated record. Gene Ontology annotation, biological process: protein dephosphorylation. NCBI's taxonomy places the organism in Eukaryota, Metazoa, Chordata, Actinopteri, Cyprinodontiformes, Rivulidae. Gene Ontology annotation, cellular component: mitochondrion.
GGCGUAUAAAACCAUAGAGGACAAUGACCUGAAGUUUCCUCUGAUCUACGGCGAGGGGAAGAAGGCUCGUGUGCUGGCAACCAUCGGGGUCACGAGAGGCCUUGGAGACCACAACCUGAAAGUGCACGACUCCAACAUUUACAUUAAGCCUUUCCUGUCCUGCUGCCCAGAGGUCAAAGUUUACCCCUUAUCGCAGCAUGAGCACGGAGCAGAUGAUGUUCUGGUUCUGGGAACUGAUGGUCUGUGGGACGUCCUCUCAAACCAGGAAGUCGCUGAAGCGGUCAGUGGUUUCCUGGCAAACUGUGACCCAGACGACCACCACAGGUACACAAUGGCAGCUCAGGACCUCGUCAUGAAAGCCCGAGGGGUGCUGAAGGAUCGAGGCUGGAGAAUAUCCAAUGACAGAUUAGGCUCCGGAGAUGACAUCUCUGUCUACAUUAUCCCCCUCAUUGUUUAAUGUGUACAACAAACAAGCAAAGCAAAACAAAAUGUCCUUGGACACAUUCACUGGAUCCCAUGAUGGCGACAAAUAGACACAGGAAAUGCAUCAGAAACAUCCAGUGAUCUGACUCUGCAGCAAAACUGUCAGCAAUAAUUUUUUGUUAAAGGUCUUUCAGAUUUGAUCUGCUGCUUUGUUGUAAUUAAACUUAUUUUUACUUCUGCAUUCAAAUGUUUUGUUUAUUUAAAAAAAACUAAAGAAGUGCUGGAAUUCCAGGCUUUGAUUCCAGCAGAUGCACAGUAGAGAGAAAAAAGGACCCUCAUUGCUCUGACAAACUGCUUCAAGGGAGUCUCAAAGCAACGUGUGAAUGAAGGGUAUUAAGUUACAGAAUGCCUUGAAAGGAUGAAUAAAGAUUUCAUGCUGGAA